This is a messenger RNA of Triticum turgidum subsp. durum (durum wheat), 237 nucleotides long. NCBI's taxonomy places the organism in Eukaryota, Viridiplantae, Streptophyta, Magnoliopsida, Poales, Poaceae. The record is from the annotation of a GenBank genome assembly.
AUGGCAACCGCCGGCAACGCCCCCCGCUCCUGCAAGCGCGUCGAGGCCACCGUCCUCAAGCGCGUGCGCAACGGAAGCGCCUUCACCCGCUGCGAGGCGUGCAACAAGGACGUAGCCAUCGUCCUUAUCCACCUCCAGAGCUGCAGCCUCGACUCCAAGAUACGCCUCAGCCUCGGUGCGUUUCAGCCCCUCCCGUCUUCAACACAUCUAGGUCGUGUCUGCCUACUGCCCUGCUGA